CACACCCUGUCCCUCCACCAUACCACUCUCCAACCUCAUCCCUCCAAGGAUUCCAGAACCUUCCUCCCCCCUCUCUCUCUCUUGCCAAAUGAAGAAAGGAAAUAUUACAUAUACACAGAUAUGGCUUACCAAAAUAAUAUCUAGAACUUUCCAUCAUUAAAAUUUUCAUAAUAGAUCCUCAUUCAUACCCUUAAUCACUCACUUCCAAAGCUUCCCUCUAUGUGUCUGUGACUCAGCAAAACCAACCUCUCAACUGGAUAAACUACCUUCCCCAAAGGGGAAAGUCUGGUGCACCUCGUGUCCUUCCACUUUGACCUGCUCAGUCUCAAUCCAUGUAGCUCUAAAUCCAUUGCACUCUCUUGUUUUCUCCUCUUUUAGCAUGUUUGGAUCUUUAAACUUUUAUGAAAUCUUUUCUUGUCUCUUCUUUGCAAAAUUGACUGUAUUGUUCUUCAAUUCUGGCAUUCAAAAUUGAACCCAUCUGAGAUUGGACCAAGGAAUCGAGAAAAGAACACAAACCCAGUAAAAUUUAAGCAUCUUUUUGCAAUCUUGAUGAUGAAUCCUUCAUACCCAGUUAAGGAGGAGUGUCCGGGAUCGAGUUCAUCGCAAUCCGGUGAGGGGCCGCCGCCGCAGCCGAUGGAGGGGCUUCAUGACACAGGCCCUCCACCGUUUCUCACCAAGACCUUUGACAUGGUGGAUGACCCAAUCAGUGAUCAUGUAGUUUCUUGGAGCAGAGGGGGUCACAGCUUUGUUGUUUGGGAUCCAUAUGCCUUCUCUUCCAAUCUCCUCCCAACAUACUUCAAGCACAACAACUUCUCAAGCUUUGUCAGGCAGCUCAAUACUUAUGGCUUUAGGAAGAUUGAUCCAGAUAAAUGGGAAUUUGCUAAUGAAGGAUUUCUGAGCGGUCGUAGGCAUCUUCUGAAGAACAUCAAAAGAAGAAAGGUACCUUCACAGCCUCUUCCUCCUCAACAAGCUCUGGGUCCUUGUUUGGAAGUUGGAAGAUUCGGAUUCGAUGGAGAAAUAGAUCGCCUGAGACGGGACAAGCAGGUUCUGAUGAUGGAACUUGUGAAGCUUAGACAGCAACAGCAAAAUAGCAGGGCUCAUCUUCGUGCCAUGGAACUGAGGCUUCAAGGGACAGAGAGGAAGCAGCAACAAAUGAUGAUUUUUCUUGCAAAAGCUAUGCAAAAUCCAUUAUUUAUCCAGCAAUUAGUCCAACUGAAGGAGAAAAGAAAGGAACUCGAAGACAAAGCUACUAAAAAAAGGCAGAGGCGCCCAAUUGAGCAAGGCCAAUCCAGUCGAAGUGGUGAAGGGUUAAUUAAAAUCGAGCCUCUGGAAUUCGUAGACCCUUAUGGAUUUGAAGUAUCAGAGCUGGAGGCACUUGCAAUGGAAAUGCAGGGAUUUGGUAGUAGAUCAAGAAAGGAGAGAGAAGAAGAACUCGAGCAAUUUGAGAAUGGGGGGGAUAAAGAACUUGAUGAGAGGUUUUGGGAAGAAUUACUGAAUGAGAAGCUCGAUGAAGAAUCAGGUUUGCCAGGGAACGAAGAAGAAUGUGAAGAGGAGGAUGUGAAUGUCUUAGCCAAUCAAUUGGGUUACUUGGGUUCAAGCCCAAAGUAGAAAGUGGCUUCUUCUGCAUCGCUGAUCGUCCACUUCCUGGCUCCUUGCAUCAGUGACCAUUUCUUUUGUGUUCUUAAUCUUAGAUCUACCUAUGUUACUUGUUAAUUUCUGUCUCAUUUUGUGUAGAUUAGGUUCCCAAGCAAAGAGGAAGAUGUGAUUACCUAAUCCAAUCCAUUGGGUUACCUGUGUUCGAGCGCAAAGUAGAAAGCUGGACUUGAUUAAACAUUGCUAGUUGUCAACUGUCAACUACCUCACCACUCCCUCGAUCACCGUUACUUUUAGGUAGCAGGCCUUCCGUAGUUGUUUGAUUAAUUUCAGUCUUGUUUGAUUAAUUUCAGUCUGUUUGUGUAAUUUAGAUCCUAGCAAAUGCUAGUAGGCCAUAACUUUCUUAUGGGUUUCUUGCAAUUUGGCAGGAUAGGGAAUUACCAAUCAUUGUAACUAUCGAAGAAAAAAAAAAAAAAAAAAACUUGGUUUUGUUGUUUCUAACUCUGUGACUCUUCUUUGUUGCCUUUUUAUAUGUACAUAGAUAUAUCUGCUUCUCAUUCAUCUCUACCUUCAUCAGAUUGCAGGCCUUGUUCAAGAGUAUGUAGAAGUUCUUUAUCAUGAUUUGUCUCAAGAUUGCUCAGGAGCCGUUGAAUAUGAAGAUACUUUCGCUGCAAGUUGCAAAAAAACAGCUUCAGUUAAGUUAUCUUUUUUUAUUAUUCAAGUGGCAGCUGUGGUCACUUUGUCGGUUAGAUUUUUUGUUUAUGAGUUGUCUUUUUAUUUGUUUUAAUGAGGCAGAGAUCAAGAUCAAGAUGUGUUUGGUUUUGAAUUUGGUGAUGCAACUUGCGAAGAUAUUUUCUGCUUGCGCUCUAAAUAACGGGAUUCUGAAUGAAAAAUAAGUUUGUAGGUUUUGCUCAUCUGGUGACCUUGAAUCUCUUAUGGCAGAUGUUGGGCAUCUAGGACUUUUGCACAACUUUUGGUUGCGUACUGAAGUCCAUAUGAACUGGAAUGAGUACCGGUAGUUGGGAAAAUCUUGGUGGUUAUUUGCUGAAACCAUUUAAGUUUUCAGUUUGUGAAUAGGCUGUUGAGCAUCUUCAAAAGCCUCGGUAAAAAAUAAAAACAAAAAACCAGAAAACAGGAAGACGUGAUAUGUCGGAUAAAGAGAUUAUUUAGGAUGAUUGAAGGUAAACUUUGAACGAAUUGAAAUGAAGAGCUGGCUGGGCAGUGACAGUCUAUGAAUUGAGUUGGGGGGUAGGGAGUUAAUGCUUACAUAUUGAGCUUGCUCCAAAUAUCUCAAUCAAUGCAAUAUAUCCUCAUGGCCGAUCAAUGACAUGAAAACAUAGGAGGUACCAAGAGAACAAGCAUCUAUGGUGUCUAAGAAAUUUCAAGACAAGACAUUGAACAUUAAUAUACUUUUAGUGCAAAACUUUUGCUAAUUGGAACGACAUGAUAACACCGAGGGGCAAGGAUGACAUGCACGAACAAAUUGAGCUCAUAAUUUUUUCUCGAUUAAAAUUCUGCUUCUCAUUCGAGGAGUCAUUAUGAUAACAUGAAGCUUCGGACAAACCACAUUGAAAAUAUGAAAAUAAAAAUUUAUGGAAUUUUAGUGAGGAAAUAAUAAGA
Messenger RNA from Camellia sinensis, 3213 nucleotides. NCBI's taxonomy places the organism in Eukaryota, Viridiplantae, Streptophyta, Magnoliopsida, Ericales, Theaceae. The record is from RefSeq and is a predicted model, not a curated record.